UGGUGGCUUACACCUGUAAUCCCAGCACUGUGGGAGGCUGAGGCGGGCGGAUCACUUGAGGUCAGGAGUUCGAGACCAGUCUACGCAACAUGGUGAAACCCCAUCUCUGCUAAAAAUACAAAAAUUAUCUGGGCGUGGUGGCGCGUGCGUGUAAUCCCAGCUACUUGGGAGGCUGAGAAUCACCUGAACCCGAGAGGCAGAGGUUGCAUAAGCCGAGAUCGCGCCACUGCACUCCAGUCUGGGCAACAGAGUGAGACUCCGUCUCAAAAAAAAAAAAAAAAAAAGCAACGCCAUGAAGUCUUUGGGGGUGGGGCCAGGCAGUUGUUAAAGGCAUCAACUCCCAGCAGAACGUUUCGUGGAGCAGUGGCACUACAGCCCUACAGCCCAGUGGUGGGGGUGUCGUGGCCGCAGGAACAGUGCCAUGGGACAGGAAGAGCAUGGGUGCGAAGAAGUGGCUGGAGUGGAGGAAGGAGGUUGAGCUGCUCUCAGAUGUGGCCUACUUUGGCCUCACCACACUUGCAGGCUACCAGACCCUGGGGGAGGAGUACGUCAGCAUCAUCCAGGUGGACCCAUCACGGACACAUGUGCCCUCCUCGCUGCGCCGUGGUGUGCUGGUGACGCUGCAUGCCGUCCUGCCCUACCUGCUGGACAAGGCCCUGCUCCCCCUGGAGCAGGAGCUGCAGGCUGACCCCGACAGUGGGCGACCCCCGCAGGGGAGCCUGGUGCCAGGUGGGCGUGGCUGCUCAGGGGCGCGGCGCUGGAUGCGUCACCACACGGCCACCCUGACUGAGCAGCAGAGGAGGGCGCUGCUGCGGGCGGUCUUCGUCCUCAGGCAGGGCCUCGCCUGCCUCCAGCGGCUACAUGUUGCCUGGUUUUACAUCCACGGUGUCUUCUACCACCUGGCCAAGAGGCUCACGGGGAUCACGUACCUCCGUGUCCGCAGCCUGCCCGGAGAGGACCUGAGGGCCCGUGUUAGCUACAGGCUGCUGGGGGUCGUCUCGCUGUUGCACCUGGUGCUGUCCGUGGGGCUGCAGCUGUACGGUUUCAGGCAGCGGCAGCGAGCCAGGAAGGAGUGGAGGCUGCACCGUGGCCUGUCUCACCGCAGGGCCUCCCUGGAGGAGAGAGCCGUUUCCAGAAACCCCCUGUGCACUCUGUGCCUGGAGGAGCGCAGGCACCCAACAGCCACGCCCUGCGGCCACCUGUUCUGCUGGGAGUGCAUCACCGCGUGGUGCAGCAGCAAGGCGGAGUGUCCCCUCUGCCGGGAGAAGUUCCCUCCCCAGAAGCUCAUCUACCUUCGGCACUACCGCUGAGCCGGCACCCGGGUGGGCCUGGACACAGAUGACUUCUACAGGAGUCUGAACGCCAAAAUUUAGUCUCAAGAUUAACCUCGCUUGCACAGAAAUCAGAACACUCAACAGUUUUUUGUCACGUAAGAUACUAACCCAGCCACCCCGGGAGAGAACAGAAAGCUGUCUCUGGCUGUGCUUUCUCAGCCCUGGGAGGGGCGCCUGAACCCACAACAUUUCCCUAAGCCCAACCUGGUAGGGCUCAGCCACUGCUUCAGGAAUUUCACUUAUUUGGACAGGAUUUUAGGUUUCCCUCCCUUCCCCAAACCAUACAGUUGAGAAGUAAUUCAGAAGUAGGCCAGAAGACACUUUAUUCAUUUAUAUUGUGAGAGAAUGGUUCCAUCAGGCUUGUGUUAAGGCAAUGGACUGAAUGAGUGUGUGUUGAGUUGGGAUGGGGCACGGGAGGCUGGCGGUUUACUUCAGCCAGUGUGGUCAGAACAGCAGCCCCACGGCCCCCAUCGGAGACAGUGGUGCCCUCCCCGAGGGUAGCUGGGCAGAGCACAUCCACCAGGACUUGAUGACCACGCAGGGGCAGAGAGAAACCCGCCAAGGCCAGCACCUCUGUCGGAAGCAUUUGGCACACACCUUCAAUACACGUUGAGGUUGCUUCCAGUUUUAGAAAAUAGAAAUCUGCAUCUCAGCCUGACACGCAGAGAGGUCUCCUCCUGACCCAAACACACUCACGAGCCAGGUCCUGGGGGUCGGGGCUGCCAGGGGCACCCGAGCCCUCUCCUGGGGGCCUGCUGGGCAGGCGACCUGCUGACCCAUGGUAACUGCUGUGUUCAGCCCCUCAGCUCGGCCCCAGCCUAUUUCCUGCCUCCAUCUGACGUUCCACAUUUUCAAAACUGCAUUUAACCUGUGCCAGAGACUUCGCCAUAGGCAUCUUUAAUAAACUAACUCCACCAAAAUGUGGGUAUGUUAAUAACACAA
Molecule: messenger RNA, 2276 nt
Organism: Symphalangus syndactylus (siamang)
Lineage: Eukaryota; Metazoa; Chordata; Mammalia; Primates; Hylobatidae
Gene: PEX10
Product: peroxisomal biogenesis factor 10
Biological process (GO): protein import into peroxisome matrix
Cellular component (GO): peroxisomal membrane
Molecular function (GO): zinc ion binding
Source: RefSeq, a predicted model, not a curated record